Messenger RNA from Dendrobium catenatum, 1854 nucleotides. RefSeq names its product rhicadhesin receptor. NCBI's taxonomy places the organism in Eukaryota, Viridiplantae, Streptophyta, Magnoliopsida, Asparagales, Orchidaceae. Gene Ontology annotation, cellular component: cell wall; plasmodesma. The transcript has 2 exons. Gene Ontology annotation, biological process: regulation of root development; plasmodesmata-mediated intercellular transport. The coding region runs from base 962 to 1633 and encodes 223 amino acids. The record is from RefSeq and is a predicted model, not a curated record. Gene Ontology annotation, molecular function: manganese ion binding.
ACAAAUUAUAGACAUAAACUAUAUAAGAUAGAUUUUAUGGUGAAAUUUGAAAGAGUCCUGUUGCAUGGGAGCUAUCUUUAAGGAUUCGUUUGACGUCUUCUUUAUUAUUCUCUUCGAGGUGGAUAGGAUAUAGAAAAAGAAGUUUAACAUAAAUCAUGGAACAAACAUCAGAAGUUAGGGUUGAUGUCAACAAUAUGCAUUAGCCUUAUAAGUGAUGGCAUGCAUUAGUUACAUUAACAAUAAUGAGUGACAAAAUUAACAUGUGUUAGUGCAAUCAAACAAGAAUAUUUAGAAAAUUAUAGUGUGGUGAUAGUCCUUAAGAGAUCAUAGCCAAAUAAUGAUUAUUUGAAAAUCAUAGUCAAUCAAUAUUUGUGCGAGGACCAUAGUUAGAAAUUUUUAAAUUUGCUUCAAUUGCCUGUUUUUGGCUCACAUCGGUUCAAUUUGAAAUUUUUAAUUAUGAUUCAAAUGUUUGAUUUAGGCUCAUUUGAUCCCACAUCGGUUUAAUUUUAAUGUUAAUGGAUUUGUCUCAUCGAGACAUUCAAUUAGAGUGUAAAUAUGAUAAAAGAAAAGUUCAGAUGAUACUAAAUUUAAUUUCGGUGUUUUUUAAUUUGAAUAUUACAUCUAGUUCCAUGAUGAAUCGGGUGAUGAAGUAUCAAAUAUAUUGUAUUCUUAUAUCCUUUAUUUUGAUAUAGAAUAAUUUCACGUUUUUGGUUGAAUUUGUUUAAAAAAAUAUUUUUGAUGUGGGUUAGUUAAUUAAUGAAUCUUCUCAACUCAUCCUCUUCCCAUAUAUCUUCAUUUCAAAGGACUAAUUCGCUCGCUUCGGCUCUCACAUCGCAUUCAACCUCUCUCACCAACUCCCACGCCAAUCUUAUAAAUUUCCUUCUCUCUUUCCCUUCCCAAUCCACGAGCUCAAUCCUCUCCUCUUUCCCCAACCACCACACUCACAAGCCACUUAACCGACAUGCUCAGAUCCAUGGCAACCACCGGAGCUCCACUUCUCUUCAUUCUCCUCCUCGCCGCUUCCACCGCUACACUUGCCGCCGACCCCGACGCGCUCCAAGAUAUCUGUGUCGCCGACCUCAACAACACAAUUAAAGUGAAUGGAUUCGUCUGCAAGCCGGCAGCGGCGGUUACGGCGGAGGACUUCGCCUUCAAAGGCCUGGCGAAGCCGGCGGUGAUCAACAACACCUUGGGAGCGGUUGUGACUGUCGCGAACGUUGAGAAGAUUCCUGGGCUGAACACUCUGGGAGUUUCGUUGGCCCGCAUAGACUUCGCACCCGGCGGUCUCAACCCGCCCCACACGCACCCGCGCGCCACCGAGACCGUGUUCGUCCUCUACGGCGCCCUCGACGUGGGCUUCAUCACCACCGCAAACAAACUCAUAAACAAAACCAUCGUUGUCGGAGAAACCUUCGUCUUCCCCCGCGGCCUCGUCCAUUUCCAGAAGAACAACGGGGAUAAAGCCGCCGCCGUUAUUUCAGGCUUUAACAGCCAGCUUCCAGGCACGCAGCCCAUAGCCGCCGCCCUUUUCUCCGCUUCGCCGCCAGUUCCGGAUAAUGUUCUCUCCAAAGCCUUUCAGAUUAGCACCAAGGAAGUGGAGAAGAUUAAGAGCCGUUUCGCUCCGAAGAGCUAAGGAAUACAUAACAUGCUUUGCAAGUUCCAAAAUCGAUUUUUUUUUUCUUUUUCUUCCAAAAUUCACCACCUCUGUUUCUUGGCAUUGGCUGACUGAAUUUGUGCCUCCCCUGUCGCCUGUAUUGAAUUCUUAUCUCUUUGAUUACUGUGUUUUUUAAGUGUUUGAUUCAUCCGGCUUUAAUCAAUAAUGAAUCAUGACUGCAACUCUAUUCAAUUGAGUAA